This is a messenger RNA of Ceratotherium simum simum (southern white rhinoceros), 2813 nucleotides long. RefSeq names its product cysteine and histidine rich domain containing 1 (gene CHORDC1). Lineage: Eukaryota; Metazoa; Chordata; Mammalia; Perissodactyla; Rhinocerotidae. The record is from RefSeq and is a predicted model, not a curated record.
GAGCGGGCAGGGCGGCCACUUCGCGGCGCGAGAUGCCCACAGCCGAUAAGGAGUGAUGAAAUCUGGAAGGGUCGUCCCUCCCUAGGACGCCGGCGUGCUCUGCCUUGAAGGUUUCUCGUCUACGGAUACCGCCGCUCCUUCACCGACCCCCGCCGCCACCCGCUGGAGCCGGACCUACAGCGGAUACGAGUAGAGUAUCCGCCCUCCCGCCGCUUCCUCCGCCUCUUCCCAUCUUCUCUGCGCCUGCGCGACCGGAACAUUCGCGAAGGUUCCUGAAGCGGAACCGGCGAUUUCCGGAAGCCGGCAGCCGCCCCAGCCGGCAGACCGGUGGUUGCGACAGGGGAGUUGUAAGGAGCUCUUUUGCGGUUCCCGUUGUCUGGGUUGGACCGGUAACGGUGGGACAAGAAAAUGGCCUUGCUGUGCUACAACCGGGGCUGCGGUCAGCGCUUCGAUCCCGAGACCAAUUCCGAUGAUGCUUGUACAUACCACCCAGGUGUUCCAGUCUUUCAUGAUGCGUUAAAGGGCUGGUCUUGCUGUAAGAGAAGAACAACUGAUUUUUCUGAUUUUUUAAGCAUUGUGGGCUGUACAAAAGGUAGGCAUAAUAGUGAGAAACCACCCGAGCCAGUCAAACCGGAAGUCAAGACUACUGAGAAGAAAGAACUGUCUGAAUUGAAACCCAAAUUUCAGGAGCACAUCAUUCAAGCCCCUAAACCAGUAGAAGCAAUAAAAAGGCCCAGCCCAGAUGAACCAAUGACGAAUUUGGAAUUAAAAAUAUCUGCUUCCCUAAAACAAGCACUUGAUAAACUUAAACUGUCAUCGGGGAAUGAAGAAAAUAAGAAAGAAGAAGACAGUGAUGAAAUUAAGAUUGGGACCUCAUGUAAAAAUGGAGGGUGUUCAAAGACGUAUCAAGGUUUACAGAGUCUAGAAGAAGUCUGUGUAUAUCAUUCUGGAGUACCUAUUUUCCAUGAAGGGAUGAAAUACUGGAGCUGUUGUAGAAGAAAAACUUCUGAUUUUAAUACAUUCUUAGCCCAAGAAGGCUGUACAACAGGGAAACACAUGUGGACUAAAAAGGAUGCUGGCAAAAAAGUUGUUCCAUGUAGACAUGACUGGCAUCAGACUGGAGGUGAAGUCACCAUUUCAGUAUAUGCUAAAAAUUCACUUCCAGAACUUAGUCAAGUAGUAGCAAAUAGUACUGUGUUAAAUGUGCACAUUGUAUUUGAAGGAGAGAAAGAAUUUCAUCAAAACGUGAAAUUAUGGGGUGUGAUUGAUGUAAAGCGAAGCUAUGUAACUAUGACUGCAACCAAGAUUGAGAUCACCAUGAGAAAAGCUGAACCUAUGCAGUGGGCAAGCCUUGAACUGCCUGCAGCCAAAAAGCAGGAAAAACAAAAAGAAGAUAUAACAGAAUGAGUUGAGAGGGGAAAAAAAGUUAUUGUCUAUUCCAGAGUUCUUAAUAUGUGGUGAAGUGGUGGCUUGCUGCUGUAAUGUUUUGUUUUGUUGAUGUUGAUGUUGAAUCUGGCAUUUCAGGGUCAACAGUAGGUUCUUAAAAGCCAAAGUCAGUUUAUCUUUUUGUGCCUCCCAUCUUCCUUUUGAGUUACCUAAGAUUGAUUAUUCAUUUCUCCUCACUCAUAGAACUGUAGUUGUGUCCUGUACUUGAAGAAGCUAGAAACCAGCUCAUAAACAGUUACAGUAUUUUUUAAUGUAAUAUUAUGUUAAGCAGAGAAAUAAAAAGGAACAUUUGUUCACAUCUCUAUUAUCCCAUAAUUAGUAAAGCAAGAUGGAAUGUCAAAUUUUUAAUUAGUUUUUUCAUGAGUUUGUGUUCCUAUAAUACUUGAAAAUCUUUAAGGAAGAGUUGGAGCUCUGCAUUGUUCUUUCCACUAGGGACAGUUACUUUUUCUAGGAGGGUUAAUUCUGAGGUAGUGUAGUAAGCAGUUAAAGGAGAAUGUAUGCAUUGAUUAACAAAUUAGAAUUUGUUUACAACUAAUUGAAUUUUAAAUUAGAUAAGCACCUAUGUUACUUGCCAAACAAUAUGAUUUAAGAGUAUAGGAAACAUAAAGAAGAGUAUAGUGGUAUCAAUUUGGUUAAAAUUCACCAUUUUCUAUGACUUAAGCAAUAAUGUUGAACGUCUCUUUCCUGAUUAUUUAUGGGAUCUUUGUAUGGUGUUAUGACUAAAUUUAUAGUCAUAAAUUUAGGCUGAUUUGUAGCCUACAUCCUCUUAAAAUCUUGAAUUAGAUACAUAUAAAGAGAAAUUAUAUCUGGCCUCCCUGGUAUCUAUAAAAUUAUAGGCUUAAAGGCUUCUGGAAAUACAUUAGGGUAUCAGAAAACUAAAUAUUAAAGCUUUGCUUUAUGACAACUAUUACAUGUUAAAUAAAAUAGCUUAAUUCUUUUGGAGGUUUUUUUCUUAGACUUUCAUGAACAGCUUGAUAAUUCUAGGUGAUACAGUGUUGAUAAUAUAUUGUGCUUUAUUAAAUGUAGGUAUCACACAAUUAGAUUGUUUGUGCUAAUUGAACCCAUUUCAGGAUAAGUUACUUUUUGAGGCAGUGCAGAGCUCAUGAAGAAAACUAAAAUCAAGAAGUUAUGAAGGCCAAAACAGGCAGAACUUAAUAAGUUUGGGUAUGAAUUUAUGCUUAUAUAGAUUAAAAUGAUUAUUUUCCAAGCCCCUUGAGUGUUUUUCUUUUCUUGGUAUUGAUGGAAUUUCGUAUAAAGAAAAAUUUGCAGAAAUACAAUUUUAGGUGAUAAAGAGUUAGUAUAUCUCAUUGUACUACCCUUAGCAAAUAACUGUUACAUACAGUUAUGUAAUUAUUAAAUGGUUUAGC